Messenger RNA from Rhea pennata, 771 nucleotides. RefSeq names its product chromosome 6 C2orf80 homolog (gene C6H2orf80). The transcript is spliced from 9 exons. The record is from RefSeq and is a predicted model, not a curated record. NCBI's taxonomy places the organism in Eukaryota, Metazoa, Chordata, Aves, Rheiformes, Rheidae. Bases 106 to 771 code for a protein of 221 amino acids.
AGUCAGAGAAGCCCCAAACCUGGAUCCUGAGGCCUAUUCCAACGAGUUUGACACAGAUUUCAGUGAGCCAUUUACAUUGCAGUGACAACUAGAACAUCUCUGGCCAUGGAAAGACAACGCUUAAAGAAGGAGAUUGAAAAACUCCUGAGUGAUUAUGUUGGCAUCAGACUACGAGAAAAUGAAUUUGAUCCAAGAGGACAAAGGCAGUCCACCUUUCUAGAUGACAUGGCUCAUUACAACUUGGCCCUCAGUGUUGCUUUGCUGUGGCUAAAUGACUCAGACACUCAGCCUCAGCAUACGUCAGAGGAAAUGAAUUUGGCAACUUGCAGCAGAUACAUGUAUCCCAACCGAUCUGAGAGAGAAGCUAUGAUAUUAUCUUCAUAUGCUGGAAUAUUAAUGAACAGCAUUCCUGUUGAAGAUGUCUUUGAGAUUUACAGCAUGAGGCACUCAGCAACACGCUGGCAGAGCUCUGCAAAAGACCACUGGAUUCACCCUUUCAACCUUUCCCUGCACCCAUUUGCCAUGCUGACUGCCCCCAGAGCUGCAGAGCACACCUGGAAGCACAGCAUCAAGUACCAGAGAGGAGCAGCAAAUCAAAAGACCAACUCUGGUUCAACAAGGACAGCUAAAAAGGAUGGGAAGCAACUUGACUCACUGACCAGAAGAAAGCAGCAGGAUGACAAAGGAGCUACAGAAGGAAAACAAGGAACCUCUCCAGAAAAGCCUGGAACAAAUCUGAAAGGAGAGAAGGCAAAGAAAGCUAAGGCAUAA